Messenger RNA from Elephantulus edwardii (Cape elephant shrew), 3342 nucleotides. It is a transcript of the gene TBC1D8, whose product is annotated as TBC1 domain family, member 8 (with GRAM domain). The record is from RefSeq and is a predicted model, not a curated record. NCBI's taxonomy places the organism in Eukaryota, Metazoa, Chordata, Mammalia, Macroscelidea, Macroscelididae. The coding region runs from base 607 to 3342 and encodes 911 amino acids. The transcript is spliced from 19 exons.
GUAGGUGCUCUGGACGCAGUGCUGGACUCCAACGCUCGAGUCGCCCCGUUUCGAAUCCUCCUUCAAGUUCCCGGCUCUCAGGUCUAUUCUCCCAUAGCAUGUGGUGAGUUACUGAAUGGAUCAGACGUUUACUGGGCCAUUGCCUCUGGUGCAACCUUAGAAGAAAUAAACCAGCACUGGGACUGGCUGGAACAAAAUCUCCUGCAUACUUUGUCUGUCUUUGAUAAUAAAGAAGAUAUUGCUAGUUUUGUGAAAGGGAAAGUGAAGGCUCUGAUUGCAGAGGAGACAAGCAGCAAACUUGCAGAGCAGGAAGAGGAGCCUGAGAAAUUCCGAGAAGCUUUGGUGAAGUUUGAGGCCAGGUUUAACUUCCCGGAGGCGGAGAAGCUCGUCACCUAUUACUCCUGCUGUUGCUGGAAGGGCAAAGUGCCCCGUCAAGGCUGGCUGUACCUCAGCAUCAACCACCUCUGCUUCUACUCCUUCUUCCUGGGCAAGGAACUUAAACUUGUAAUCCCUUGGGUUGAUAUACAGAAGUUGGAGAGGACUUCUAAUGUCUUUCUGACGGAUACCAUCCGAGUCACCACACAAAAUAAAGAACGGGACUUCUCCAUGUUCUUCAACCUUGAUGAGGUAUUCAAGAUAAUGGAGCAGCUGGCAGAUGUGACUCUCCGAAGACUGCUGGACAAUGAGGUCUUUGACCUUGAUCCAGAUCUGCAGGAGCCAAGCCAGAUCACCAAGAGGGAUCUUGAAGCCAGAGCACAGAAGGAGUUUUUCCGGGCUUUCUUCAGGUUGCCCAGGAAGGAGAAGCUUCACGGGGUCAUGGACUGCUCCUUGUGGACACCAUUUAAUCGCUGUCACACCCCAGGGCGGAUGUUCACCUCUGAUAGUUAUAUCUGCUUUGCUAGCCGAGAAGAUGGCUGUUGUAAUGUUAUCCUUCCACUUAGAGAGGUAGUGAGCAUUGAGAAGAUGGAAGACACCAGUCUGCUGCCUAACCCCAUCAUUGUCAGUAUCAGGAGCAAGAUGGCCUUCCAGUUCAUUGAGCUCAAGGAUAGAGAUAACUUGGUGGAGAGCCUGCUGGUGAGGCUGAAGCAGGUCCAUGCCAAUCACCCCGUGCAUUAUGACACCUCGAGGAAUGAAGACAUGACUUCACCUGUGUUUCAUUCACCAAACAUGUGCGGUGACCACAAAUUUGGAGAUCAUGAAAUGGUAUCUCUUCAAAAUAGUGAGGAGGGAAGUGAAAAAGAGAAGAGCCCGCCGCUGAACCCUGAGGCACUGAUCGCCAUCUUCCAGCAGUCGGGCGGCCAGAGCCCCGACUCCCUCGUGUCCAGAGAACAGAUAAAGAUAAGUCUGUGGAAUGACCACUUUGUGGAAUAUGGAAGAACUGUGUGCAUGUUCCGCACAGAGAAGAUUCGGAAGCUCGUAGCCAUGGGGAUCCCUGAAUCUUUACGGGGAAGGCUCUGGCUGCUUUUCUCUGAUGCCGUCACAGACCUGGCCUCUCAUGCUGGUUACUAUGGGAAUCUAGUGGAGGAAUCCAUGGGAAAGUGUUGCCUAGUGACCGAGGAGAUUGAGCGGGACCUGCACCGCUCCUUACCGGAGCACCCUGCCUUCCAGAACGAAAUGGGAAUCGCUGCUUUGAGGAGAGUUCUUACAGCCUAUGCCUACCGGAACCCGAAAAUUGGAUACUGCCAGUCCAUGAACAUCCUGACGUCUGUCCUGCUGCUGUACGCCAAGGAGGAGGAAGCAUUUUGGCUGCUGGUCGCUGUGUGUGAGCGGAUGCUGCCCGACUACUUCAACCACAGAGUGAUAGGGGCUCAAGUGGACCAGUCUGUUUUUGAAGAGCUCAUCAAGGAGCACCUCCCAGAGCUGGCGGAGCACAUGACCGACCUCACUGCCCUGGCGUCUGUUUCUCUUUCCUGGUUCCUGACCCUGUUCCUCAGCAUCAUGCCUUUAGAGAGCGCGGUGAACGUUGUCGACUGCUUCUUCUAUGACGGGAUCAAGGCCAUCUUCCAGCUGGGGCUGGCUGUGCUCGACGCCAACGCCGAGGACCUGUGCAACAGCAAGGACGACGGCCAGGCCUUGAUGAUCCUCAGCAGGUUUCUAGAUCACAUUAAAAAUGAGGAGAGUCCUGGGCCCGCAGUUGGCAGCUACCAUGCCUUCUUCUCUGAUGACCAGGAGCCCCCUCCUGUGACGGACAUUGCCGACCUGAUCCGGGACUCCUACGAGAAAUUCGGAGACCAGUCUGUGGAGCAGAUUGAGCACCUACGUUGCAAGCACAGGAUCAGGGUUCUCCAGGGCCAUGAGGACACCACAAAGCAGAACGUGCUCCGAGUUGUCAUCCCGGAAGUCUCCAUUAUUCCUGAAGACUUAGAGGAUCUCUACAACCUAUUUAAGAGAGAACACAUGAUGAGCUGCUACUGGGAGCAGCCUAGCCCUGUGCUUCAGCGCCACGACCCCAGCAGGCCCUACGCAGAGCAGUACCGCAUAGACCCUGAGCAGUUUGCAAACCUGUUUAAGCUUCUCUCCCCGUGGACCUGCGGCGCCCACACCGAGAUCCUCGCACAAAGGACUUUCCGACUGCUGGAUGAGAACAUGGACCAUCUCAUCGAAUUCAAAGGCUUUGUCAGCUGCCUGGAUGUUAUGUAUAAUGGAGAAAUGAACGAAAAAAUUAAGCUGCUGUAUAGGCUUCAUAUCCCUCCAGCACUCACUGAAAAUGACCAGGACUGUCAGUCACCGCUCAAGAAUCCUCUACUCUCCACCUCAAGACCCCUGGUUUUCGGGAAAUCGAAUGGAGAUGCAGCUGAUUAUCAGAAACAGCUGAAGCAGAUGAUUAAGGAUUUAGCCAAAGAAAAAGAUAAAACUGAAAAAGAGUUGCCAAAAAUGAGCCAGAGAGAAUUUAUCCAGUUCUGUAAAACCCUGUACAGUAUGUUCCACGAAGAUCCAGAAGAAAACAGUUUGUAUCAAGCCAUCGCCAUGGUGACCACCCUCCUGCUGCAGAUUGGGGAGGUGGGCCAGCGCAGCAGCAGCUCUGGAAGCUGCUCCCAGGACGGUGGGGAGGACCUGCGGGCGGCGGCCUCCUCGCCAGACCAGGACUCGGUGUUUGCCGAAGCUGAGACUGUACCCCAGGACUCCCAAGGGUUUCCUGACGCAGGAAGAGACGGGGAUUGGACUGUCUCUCUUGAGCACAUUUUAGCAUCACUUCUGACUGAACAGUCUUUAGUGAACUUCUUUGAAAAGCCACUAGAAAUUAAAUCCAAGCUUGAAAAUGCUAAGAUCAAUCAGUACAGGCUGAAAAACCUUGAAAUGAGCCGCCAGUCUCAGCCUGAACUCAAGCUGAACAACUUGUAG